CGGCCGGCAGUCCUCCGGAGCACACGUGCCAUCUCCUCCGCCACACCGCCGCCAUGCGUGCCGUCUGCCUACUGGGAGUGCUGCUGGUGAUGGCGGCAGGAGCGUCGGGCCGCUGCCGCCGCUUCCCCGCCAUCGAGACGUUCGAUAUUGACUCGUACCUGGGCCGGUGGUACCUGCAGUACAUCUACACCAACGAGGCAACAGUACCGCUGUCACAGUGCUGGAGCUGGCUCUACUUCAAGGACCGAAACGACAAGCUCAGGAUCCAGACUAGCUACGUCAACAGCCUAACCAACCGAGUCACAAACUACCAGAACCGUCUCUGGAUGAAGAAUCCGUCGGAGCCAUCCAUCAUGCGCUACAAGCAAAACUACUUCCUCUAUAACCGCAACGAGGACUACCAGGUGAUCGCCACCGACUACGCCAACUUCACCAUCGAGUACCAGUGCUCGGGCAGCAACGUGCUCAACCGGAGAGAGGCCGUCUGGCUGAUGACGCGGGAGCAAUACCCGCACCCGUUCGUACUGGAGCGCGCCUUCGCGGCCAUGAUUCAGCUGCGACUCAACGAUGUGGACAUGGAGCGGGCCUACCAGAGCUGCACUGUCAGGGAGACCAAUCGGAGGAGCGACGCGCCGCGGACGUUCGCUGAUUGGCUGACCGGCGGAAUGACGUCACGGAUCCAGCGGCGUGUUCAGGGCAAGACUCUGAGCGGGUUCAUCAACUGGCUCGGCCUCUGAGAUCGAACCGACCCCAGCAGGAAGCCUGAGAGCGGUCGUCGGAAACAGUACUGAGGUGGCUCAACGUAGCGAGAGGCUAUUCAGCAGCUCUGUGGUGUUCAAAGUGAAGGACUGAGGUGGAUUGGACACUCUCUCGCUGAUAGUGGCGGAGUAUUAGCCGCUGAGACGGCCCGGGGCGAGGAGUGUCGCCCGAUCACCAGUGUAUUGUUAUUGUUAUUGAGCGAUGUGUUGUGAGAGCGCGAUCUGUUAGUGUGUGGCUUCUUCCUUACAGUUGAAGGUACGGCCAAAUCGCAUCACUACGAACAUUCAUUACAAAUGGAACUAUAGGGAAUCCAGCUAGCUGAUCAGUCUCUAUCACUGUCCAGGAUAGAGAGCCCUCUUCGAUGAAACACGCUACGCAAAACAGCAGCGCGACCCUUUGCAAAACGUAAGAAUCUUGUGCAAAACAUUCUAAUUUCUAAUACAAUUCACACCUGACGGAACCCCACAGUAAGAUCGACAUCCGACACAAAAUAGGCAGUCGACAUUGGUACCUGACAAUCCUCAUUACGACUCCCAGUUCCCCCGACGAAAGCCGAGAGAACCAGCCACCGAACCCUUCUGCUCCAGCGCGCCAGGAAAGACAGACAGACCGUAGCGCCUCUAACAGGUCCCGUUCCGUCCAGACACGCGAGCCGUUCGGGCAGAGGUGUUUCACCUCCAUCCAUGUCGAGACGAUCAACGAAAAAAGCUUGCAGAGAGCAGGCAUCGCUCGCAGCGGAACAAUCUCGUGAGAACGGGCGGAAGAGGCGCACAGUAAAGAAACGGGCGCUCAUACCGUGUGGCUGAUCGCGUGUAAGGACUGAUGUCUGAGUGAUUGGGAUAAUUUGUACCUGUUGUGAGCCCUGCAUUGUUACGGUCGUUAGAAUAAUCGUGUUAAUUACUGUUAACUUUGUUAAGUUUGCUGUUGCUGAAUGCUGAUGUUGUUAAGUGGCUUUUUAUCAAGCCAAAACAGUUCUGUUGUCGAGUAGGAUUUACGUUGUUGACUAGUUUUAAGGAGUUUUCGCGGCAGCUUCAGGCACGACAGUGAAUCGAUCCAUUUGAACUCCUCAGCGUUCACGUAUCAUCACACUCCGUUAUGCGAGGUACAAUGAAGGAACCGGAAAGGUAUUAUCAUUCAGGUCUGUAUUAGUCUGCUAAUAUACAUCGCCUCCGCCAGUGUGCGCUGUCCAAUUCCGGAUUCCCAUUCCCGACUGUUGUAAUAUACGUGCUAUGAUCAA
This is a messenger RNA of Amphibalanus amphitrite, 1996 nucleotides long. RefSeq names its product apolipoprotein D-like. The transcript has 6 exons. Lineage: Eukaryota; Metazoa; Arthropoda; Thecostraca; Balanomorpha; Balanidae. The coding region runs from base 54 to 737 and encodes 227 amino acids. The record is from RefSeq and is a predicted model, not a curated record.